Molecule: messenger RNA, 594 nt
Organism: Galeopterus variegatus (Sunda flying lemur)
Lineage: Eukaryota; Metazoa; Chordata; Mammalia; Dermoptera; Cynocephalidae
Product: olfactory receptor 10G7-like
Exons: 1
Biological process (GO): G protein-coupled receptor signaling pathway
Cellular component (GO): membrane
Molecular function (GO): olfactory receptor activity
Source: RefSeq, a predicted model, not a curated record
ACAGUCAUGGCCUAUGACUGCUACCUGGCCAUCGGUUACCCGCUCAGGUACACCAGCAUGAUGAGUGGGAGAACAUGUACCCUCCUGGCCACUAGCACUUGGCUCAGUGGGUCUCUGCACUCUGCUCUGCAGACCACAUUGACCUUCCAUUUGUCCUACUGUGGGCCCAACCAGAUCCAGCACUACUUCUGUGAUGCACCACCCAUUCUCAAGCUGGCCUGUGCAGACACCUCAGCCAACGAGAUGGUCAUCUUUGUCAACAUUGGUGUGGUGGCCUCAGGCUGCUUUGUCCUGAUAGUGCUGUCCUAUGUGUCCAUCGUCUGCUCCAUCCUGAAGAUCCGCACCUCAGAGGGGAGACGCAGGGCCUCCCAGACCUGUGCCUCCCACUGUACCGUGGUCCUUUGUUUCUUUGUCCCAUGUGUUUUCAUUUACCUGAGGCCAGGCUCCAAGGAGGCUGUGGAUGGGGUUGUGGCAGUUUUCUACACUGUGCUGACCCACCUUCUCAACCCUGUUGUGUACACACUGAGGAACAAGGAGGUGCAGAAAGCUCUGUUGAAACUGAAAAGUGGGUCAGUAUCCACUCAGAGUAAUUAG